Messenger RNA from Dentiscutata erythropus, 212 nucleotides. The record is from the annotation of a GenBank genome assembly. Lineage: Eukaryota; Fungi; Glomeromycota; Glomeromycetes; Diversisporales; Gigasporaceae.
GACACAAAAUUGGUUGGGACACAAAAUUGGUUGGGACACAAAAUUGGUUGGGACACAAAAUUGGUUGGGACACAAAAUUGGUUAGGAUACGAAAUUGGUUGGUUAUGAAAUUGUUGGGACAUGAAAUUGGUUGGGACAUGAAAUUGGUUGGUCACGAAAUUAGUUGGGAUAUGAAAUUGGUUGGUUACGAAAUUGGUUGGGACACAAAAUUG